Molecule: messenger RNA, 3819 nt
Organism: Parastagonospora nodorum SN15
Lineage: Eukaryota; Fungi; Ascomycota; Dothideomycetes; Pleosporales; Phaeosphaeriaceae
Exons: 5
Coding region: 1-3819 (1272 amino acids)
Source: RefSeq, a predicted model, not a curated record
AUGUCAUUCACUCGCUAUUCGAAGGCUUCGGCCGUCGUCCUCUCCUUGUGUACACUUUCGGACGCCUGGGCAUUGUACCAUAAAGUUGAUACCAAGAGCGCUAAGACCGAGGAUGCUUCAGUCGAGUUGCGCCGCCACGAGGCGCAAGAUCUUAAUGAGAAAAGGCAGACGACAGAGCUUUUCUGCCCCAACGAUCGCUACGAACAGUUCCUCAAUAACAACCCGGACCCAAGUGUGCAAACCUUUUGCAACGAGUGGCUAGGCUUGCCUCCGGCUACUACUGUGAUCGAAUAUGUUCCCACCAUUACGGUCACGACGAGCGACUCAAUCACUACCACUACCACCUCCGUUACCCGCCUAAUAUCUACCGAAACAGUUACCAGCACAGCUACCAAAACGCUUGCGCCAGUCAAGGCUCGAGCUGCUAACAUCGCUGCCGUUGCCGAAGACAUGUUCAAUGCAGUUGUUAAUAGCGGAGUCCCCGCAAGUGCUGUGUCGACCGAUGACAAUGCGCAACGCUCUCAGGCUGCUUCUGGCUUGGCGAACGCAUGUUCCUGCAAACUCGUUGACCCUACAUCAACUGUAACGGAGUCAUACGCGUUACCUCCAGCUUACACUACCGUGGGCUACCGUGUUAUCGUCGUGUCAGAAACGACAGAGACGAGGAGAUUCACCGUCAUGACGACCGUCACCCAGACUGCCGGAGCUAACGCAACAUCGUCGUCAACCUUUUCAGCCGAGACUGCUGUUCUCCCAAUACAGACCACUGAGCCCAGUGACGUUGCCGUCCCCCCGCCAGGUGCACCUGCUUCAAACUCAUCUGGGAUUGUUGUAGGAGGCGUUCCAUUUACAUGCCCAGAAGCUGCCAACACCCAGGUCGAUCAGGUCGUUGGAGGCUUCAAACUCGACUACUUGGUGUAUUGCAACACUGAAAUUAUAUCAGAGGAUCGCAUUGGCAAGCCAAUUGAUACUGAUAGCGAGACGACCUGCGCAGCGCAAUGUUCGGCUCUCAACGCUCAAGCUGGCCAAGGAGCUUGUCAGGCAGCAGCUUGGACACCCUACACCGAUGGACGUGCUGGUGGAAGCUGUGUACUGAGUGGUAAAGAGACCCAGUACGCAACUAAGCCGGGUUCGGUAACCGUUGUCAACACGGGAAUAUCUUCCAACGGUGACUGCGCCGCGCUAGAUGCAGCCAACGCGAACAGGACAAUCGAUACAUCUGCAUUAGUUGCUUCAAUCACCCAAGGUGUCUCCGUCUCUACGCCAGGAUUCCUCACCCAAACUAAUGGUGGUGGAGUCUUCGAGACCUAUGUGUCCGCCAACUCUACCGACGCUGGUGGAACCGUCCAUUGGAGUUGGUACGCCGUGUCUGCCUCGUCCAGUUUCUGGGAGGCGGUCUAUGCAACAUCUUGGUCGUGUACGCGCACCGUUGUUCAAACUAUCGUACAACAGGCUCCCACAGCUGUACCAGUCACCAUUGCAACUUCAUAUGUCACCACCAUCAUCAAUGGCGCUACCACUACAAUUAUCUCUGGUGCUUCCACCCGGAUCAUCUCGAACGGCGGAGGUUUGUUUGGCCCAGGCACUAGCUUCGUGCCUGCCACUACCACCAGUGGCAAUGGUGAGAUAACGACUUUCUUUUCCACCGCUACGUCUACAUCAACUGGGGACGCUGGUCUCAUUCCGCCAACGACCGGGGCAAGUGCUACACUGAGUCUGCCUGCGCCUAGCGGAGGCGCUUACACGAACAGCUCCAGCGUUAUCACGGUGUCCGCAUCGACUGCCACCAUUGUAUCAAGCGGAAGUGAGGGUGUCAUUCCAUCGUCGCCAGGCGUGCCCGAAGUAAUCUUGAGUACGACAACCACGACAACCACCCUCGGCUACAACACCACUAUAUCUGGUGCGACUUCGACUUAUACUUCCACUGGAGGCAACGGUGCCAUCCCUCCGGCUUCCGUCUCCUUGGGAAGCACCGAGAUCGUAUCAGCGGGCUCCACCAUAAUCGUAAUUUCUGGUUCCACAGCGACAACGAUCAGUGGUAGUGGUAACGGAGAAAUCCCUCCUGCCUCCACUCCACGCGUCUCUAUAGUCACUGUUGUCGAGACCGUUUCUUUAGGCAGUGUGAACCUCACAAUUGCCAGUAGCACGGCUACGGCGACCUCGACCGGUGGACAGGGCCUGAUUCCUCCUUCGUCGACUCCCAGUGGCCCAGUUUCCAUCAUUGAAACCGUGUCAUUUGGUAGUGCAAAUUUCACUAUCGGUAGCAGCACCAUCACGGCAAACUCCACCGGUGGAGAGGGUAUUGUUCCUCCGACCCCAAGCCCAAGCGCUCCUGUAACUGUUGUCGAAACGGUCUCGUUUGGCAGCGCAAACUUUACUAUAGGCAGCAGCACGAUCACCGCGAACUCGACUGGCGGCAAUGGUAUUAUUCCUCCUACCCCAAGUCCGAGUGGUCCUGUGACGAUCGUUGAAACGGUCUCAUUUGGCAGCGCCAACUUCACUAUUGGCAGCAGCACCAUCACGGCAAAUUCCACUGGUGGAGAGGGAAUUAUUCCUCCCCCAUCAUCCACCGGCUCUAUCGGGACAAACUCGGACAACCCACGGAUCCCGUUCCCGCUCACGAGUUCGUCAGCACCACCGCCUGGACCAUCUACGACGACAACCACUACUACCUUGUCAGGAUCCGUGCCGCCACCAUCUUCAAACAUCUCCAGCGUUGAGAUCAUUUCUAUUGGAGGUUCGACUGCUCUCAGUACUUCUACCGGCGCAUCUGGCGCUAUCCCGCCACCAAGCUCAGCUUCUGGUUUGUUCCCUAAUAUCACUGUUUCUUCGGGCACUGGAAUCUUCUCCACGGGUAGUUCUACUUCCACACUAACUUCGACUGGAGCAUCAGGCCUGAUCCCCCCUGCGUCGUCAAACGCGACUGCUAGCACCCCAACUAGCGCUACGUCUACACCUGUGAUUGCGAUCUCGUCCACGGGCGAGAUAGUUCAAAUCACAAUCUCGGGAAGCACAUACACCUCCUCAGCUACUGGAAGUAACGGCAUUAUCACGCCCUCAGCCAACUCUACCGGGCCAGUCGCUUCAGUCUCAACCGGUUCUACGGGCACUAACUCGGACGAGCCGCGCAGUCCCUUCCCUCUCACGAGCUCGUCGACGCCAGUAGGCAGCGCCAGCACACCAGGCCCGUCUUCCAACGCUACUACUCCCGUGGGCGCAAACACUACAUCAAGCCUGAGAUCUACUGGUACCAACUCCGAUGCGCCGCGUUCGCCGUUCCCUCUCACUAGCUCAUCGACUCCGGUCGGAAGUGCAAGCUCGCCUGUCCCGUCUACGAACUCGACUACUUCAGUUGGCACCAUCAGUAGCCCUGCGCCAUCGCUGAACUCAACCGCUUCGAUUGGCAGCGUUAGCACGCCUGCACCAUCGCUCAACUCUACUGUUGUCGUUAGUUCGAGCACGAUCACUCUGACUGUGCCCCCAUCCACCCCAAGCGUGAACGUCUCCAGCAGCCUUGGGUCGACAGGUACCAAUUCUGACGAGCCGCGAUCACCGUUCCCUCUCACGAGUUCAACGCUUCUGCCAAGUAGCGGUUCAAUCGUUCAAUCUUCAAACGUCUCUGUGACUAUCCCACCAAGCGGCUUACCAAGUUCGAGCGCGAAUAUCACUGUUCCGUUGACUUCCGUUCUGGCCGUGUCGACUGUCAGCGCUUCGGUUACACCUUCAGUCAAUUCUUCGCUCACGGUCCCUCCGAGCAUGACCCCAAGCUCCAGCGCCAACAUUACGACGUCCUUGGGCUCCACCGGGAACCAACUCUGA